GACCUGCCUUUUCGAAGACUUCAGAGUUAUUCUGUUCCAGGAAGCAGCAUAAGGAGCACCCUACAGUUGUAUUCCAGAGUCUCUUUUUGAUGAAAAACUUCUUGCAUACGUUUGUUAAUAGUGAAAUGGCUUUUCCAGAUAAUCUGUGAUACAUGUAGCUCCAGAGAGUUUGCAACAGACCUUUUCAAGAUGUAUCGAAUAUCCCAACUAAUGUCAACACCAGCAGCAAGUAAAUGUUCUUCAGUGUUUGAUAAACAGCCCAGGCAAAGUCUGUCCCCUGAACACAUUUUGCCAAGUUACACUUAUGCCUUUCUGGAUAGUGACACCUCCUAUGAAUGUUGUUCCAUAAACCCCUUGACAGGCUCUCUUUUCACAUGUCGCCGUAGUCCUCGGCUUCUUACUAAUGGCUAUUACAUUUUGACGGAAGACAGUUUUCUGUCUGAUGAAGAUGGUAACGUAACACUGACCCCGUCACAGACAAGUGUUACCUAUAAGGAGAAAUUAGUUAGAAUAUUCAGGAGAAGGAAGAAAAUCCGUCGCUCUCUUGCUAGUCUGUUCAGUCUCAGUGCUUCGGAUUCAUGGCUCAACAGCACUGUCCUUAGCAAUAUGGAUUCUCCUGAUGUAGAGGAGAUUUGGAAUGAUGGAGAUAAUAAACUAGAUGCCCAUCAGCACUAUGGCAAUGAUGACUUUGAGUUUUCUUCUGAAUGCAAAACCUGGAUGUCACAAAGGCAAACACCAGCAGCUGAUGAAUCCUCUUUUUCUAAAGAUGUGGUGUUCAUUCAGUCAAGAAAACAGUUCAGUGAUUCCUCUCUGUGCUCCCAGUUUAUGGUAGAUGGGUAUUUCCAUGAAGAGACUUUGGAUCAUUCAAAAUCCAGUGCAGUGAGAAAUGUCGUUUAUCAAAUGAUUAUACUGUCCAUGUGUUUAAUCAUUUCAGUGUGUGCAAGAUGCUUUCUGGGAGGACGCUUUGCCACUUUGUUGGCUUUUUUGCUGCUGCUAAUUUUAGUUUAUGCUGCCAAGUCAUCUUUCAUCAGUCUUGUCACAUCUUCCAAAACCACCAAAUUACAGAAAUAAUUGAAAGACUGAAUCGGUUUGCCAGCAUGUACAGACCACUUAUCUGGAGCCAUUUUUCUUUUGCCCGUGAGAAACUAUCAGAAUUUUCAGAGCUUUCUCCCAAUAACACAAAAUCAUUUUAUUUGGACUGUACUUGGAUCCUUUCACAGUUUGCUAGGAAGCCAGGCUUUCCACUAGUCUUUUUU
Messenger RNA from Malaclemys terrapin pileata, 1256 nucleotides. It is a transcript of the gene TMEM71, whose product is annotated as transmembrane protein 71. The coding region runs from base 190 to 1071 and encodes 293 amino acids. NCBI's taxonomy places the organism in Eukaryota, Metazoa, Chordata, Testudines, Emydidae. The record is from RefSeq and is a predicted model, not a curated record. The transcript has 11 exons.